CCGCUGCCCCAAACUCAAUCUUCGCCACCAUGCGACGCCGCCCCACCGAUCCACCGUCUUCCCCAAAUCUUUACCGUCCAAUCAUCACACACCUCAAUAAGACCCCAUCGGUUGCCAAGUGGACGGUCCAAAACGAGGAUCUAUCAUAACAAGUGUGAGCCUCGCUACAGCCAAACCCUCCCGCCUUAUCCUCCAAUUUUAUCUCUUAUCUAUAAAUCUACAGACCCUCGCACCGCUCAAACCCUCCCGAGUAGUGUGAGUCGUGUUUCUCUCUCCCCCUUCUCUCUCCCUCUCUCUCUCUCUUGCUGUUCAGGCGAGUGUCGCAGCCAUGGGGUCGGUGUUGCUUUCGGAUCUGGCGACGGAGGUUCUGAUUCCGGUGUGCGCGGUGAUUGGAAUCGCGUUCUCGUUGGUCCAGUGGGUGCUGGUGUCUCGCGUGAAGCUCUCUCUGGACCGGAACGCGUCGUCACCGAAGAACAAGAAUGGAUACAAUGACUACUUGAUUGAAGAGGAGGAAGGCAUCAAUGACCAUAACGUCGUCUCCAAGUGCGCCGAGAUACAGGCUGCUAUAUCCGAAGGUGCAACAUCUUUUCUAUUUACUGAAUAUCAGUAUGUGGGUAUCUUCAUGGUUGCUUUUGCAAUUCUCAUAUUCCUCUUCUUGGGCUCUGUUGAGAGUUUUAGCACAAAGAGUCAACCCUGCACCUAUAACCCAGAUAAGCUAUGCAAGCCAGCACUUGCCACUGCUAUAUUUAGCACUGUGUCAUUCGUGCUUGGUGCUGUCACCUCAGUCUUAUCUGGUUUCCUAGGGAUGAAAAUUGCAACCUAUGCAAAUGCAAGGACUACGUUGGAAGCUAGAAAAGGUGUAGGGAAAGCGUUUAUUACUGCAUUUAGAUCUGGUGCAGUUAUGGGUUUUCUUCUUGCUGCUAAUGGACUCUUGGUCCUGUAUAUUGCAAUCAAUCUUUUCAAGCUGUACUAUGGUGAUGACUGGGAAGGCCUUUUUGAGGCUAUUACUGGUUAUGGCCUUGGGGGUUCCUCCAUGGCUCUUUUUGGAAGAGUUGCCGGAGGGAUCUACACUAAGGCUGCUGAUGUUGGUGCUGAUCUUGUGGGGAAGGUUGAAAGGAACAUUCCUGAAGAUGAUCCAAGGAAUCCAGCUGUGAUUGCAGAUAAUGUUGGUGAUAAUGUGGGUGAUAUUGCUGGCAUGGGGUCUGACCUUUUUGGCUCAUAUGCUGAAUCAUCUUGUGCUGCACUUGUUGUGGCCUCUAUCUCUUCCUUUGGAAUCAACCAUGAGUUUACUUCAAUGUGUUAUCCCCUUCUUAUUAGUUCUAUGGGUGUCCUUGUUUGUUUGAUCACCACUCUCUUUGCCACUGACUUUUUUGAAAUCAAGGCUGUCAAGGAAAUUGAACCAGCGUUGAAAAAACAGCUUAUUAUCUCUACUAUUCUAAUGACUCUGGGAAUUGCAAUAGUUAGCUGGAUUGCGCUGCCAUCAUCCUUCACAAUUUUCAAUUUUGGUGCUCAAAAAGUUGUGAAGAAUUGGCAGCUGUUCUUGUGUGUUUGUGUUGGGCUUUGGGCCGGACUUAUCAUUGGGUUUGUGACAGAGUACUACACUAGCAACGCAUACAGCCCCGUGCAAGAUGUUGCGGAUUCCUGCCGGACUGGAGCUGCCACAAAUGUUAUCUUUGGCCUUGCUCUGGGAUACAAAUCAGUCAUUAUUCCAAUUUUUGCCAUUGCAAUCAGCAUAUUUGUCAGUUUUAGCUUUGCUUCCAUGUAUGGUAUUGCCGUGGCAGCCCUUGGCAUGCUUAGCACCAUUGCUACUGGACUGGCAAUUGAUGCAUAUGGUCCCAUCAGUGACAAUGCUGGAGGCAUUGCUGAGAUGGCUGGCAUGAGCCAUCGAAUCCGUGAAAGAACCGAUGCACUUGAUGCUGCUGGAAACACCACUGCAGCCAUCGGAAAGGGGUUUGCUAUUGGAUCUGCUGCACUUGUGUCAUUGGCCCUUUUUGGUGCUUUUGUUAGCCGUGCAGCAAUUUCAACUGUUGAUGUUCUUACCCCGAAGGUCUUUAUUGGUUUGAUUGUCGGUGCCAUGCUUCCCUACUGGUUCUCUGCCAUGACAAUGAAGAGCGUGGGAAGUGCAGCCUUAAAGAUGGUUGAGGAGGUUCGGAGGCAGUUUAACACCAUUCCAGGUAUCAUGGAGGGGCUUGCGAAGCCUGAUUACGCCACCUGUGUCAAGAUCUCUACUGAUGCGUCUAUCAAGGAGAUGAUUCCACCUGGUGCCCUCGUCAUGUUGACACCACUGAUUGUUGGAACUCUGUUCGGCGUUGAGACACUCUCGGGUGUGCUUGCUGGCGCCCUUGUUUCUGGAGUUCAGAUAGCAAUCUCUGCAUCCAACACUGGUGGAGCGUGGGAUAACGCCAAGAAGUACAUCGAGGCUGGUGCCUCUGAGCACGCGAGGACCCUCGGGCCUAAAGGAUCUGAACCUCACAAGGCGGCUGUGAUUGGUGACACCAUCGGUGACCCUCUUAAGGAUACAUCAGGCCCGUCGCUCAACAUUCUCAUCAAGCUAAUGGCAGUAGAGUCCCUUGUGUUUGCUCCCUUCUUUGCCACCCAUGGUGGCUUGCUUUUCAAGAUCUUCUAAUAGUUCCUGCAUUUGCCCAAGCCCAAGCCGCCUUCUACAUCCAACCAUGUCCAACCCCAUUUGUUGGGGGUUUUUCUAAGCUUUUUAGGUAGUUAAAAUUUUCGAUGAGCAGAUGAUAAAUGUGGUGGUAAGGAUGAUGAUGAUGAUGAUGAUGAUGAUGAUGAUGAUAAAGAAGAAAAUUACCAUUCACAAUCAGUCAGUGAGGGUUUGAGAAUUGAGAUAGCAUUAGAAUUUAGAAGCAAUAGUUUCCAAAUUUUCAUAGCAAUGGCAUCAUCUUUUCUUUUGCUCUUUUUUAAGGGAUAAAUCGGUAGAUUGGGUUGGGGGGCCUUUGGCCAAUGUUGUUCCGUGCCUUUUCAAGCUUAAGAUCGUCUAGAAGGGUGGGUAGGUACGCAUAAAUUCAGGUCAAUUUACUUUUGAUUUUGCUCAGUAGUUUGAUUUGAUGGGUUACCCAUCUAAUAUUUAUUUUAUGCUUAAUCUGUUCCCAGUUACAUUUUAACA
Molecule: messenger RNA, 3124 nt
Organism: Diospyros lotus (date-plum)
Lineage: Eukaryota; Viridiplantae; Streptophyta; Magnoliopsida; Ericales; Ebenaceae
Product: pyrophosphate-energized vacuolar membrane proton pump-like
Exons: 8
Coding region: 329-2626 (765 amino acids)
Biological process (GO): proton transmembrane transport
Cellular component (GO): membrane
Molecular function (GO): diphosphate hydrolysis-driven proton transmembrane transporter activity; inorganic diphosphate phosphatase activity
Source: RefSeq, a predicted model, not a curated record